Ochlerotatus camptorhynchus is the source of this 401-nucleotide messenger RNA. Its product is annotated as U6 snRNA-associated Sm-like protein LSm8. Bases 74 to 361 code for a protein of 95 amino acids. Gene Ontology annotation, molecular function: RNA binding. Gene Ontology annotation, cellular component: precatalytic spliceosome; U4/U6 x U5 tri-snRNP complex; U6 snRNP. Lineage: Eukaryota; Metazoa; Arthropoda; Insecta; Diptera; Culicidae. The transcript is spliced from 2 exons. Gene Ontology annotation, biological process: mRNA splicing, via spliceosome. The record is from RefSeq and is a predicted model, not a curated record.
UCCGGCUUCUCCCGCUUUGAAAAUAAUUUUAUUAAAAGAAGCAGCAACUUAUUUAUUAUUUAGAAAACCAACAAUGUCUGGUUUGGAGUCAUAUGUGAAUACUACUGUAUCGAUCAUAACCGCUGAUGGGCGGAACUUUGUCGGCACAAUGAAAGGAUUCGAUCAAACUAUCAAUAUAAUCCUGGACGAAUCGCACGAGCGCGUGUACUCCAUGAAUGCAGGUAUCGAGCAAGUCGUUUUAGGGCUACAUAUCAUACGUGGGGACAAUGUAGCUAUAAUUGGACAGCUCGACGAGAGUAUAGACAGCAAGCUGGACUUUUCUUCCAUCCGAGGAACGCCGCUCGAACCAGUCGUUCACUAACAAGUUAAUUUAGUUGUAAGGUACAUUAAUAAAUCGUUUA